Molecule: messenger RNA, 1717 nt
Organism: Paramecium pentaurelia
Lineage: Eukaryota; Ciliophora; Oligohymenophorea; Peniculida; Parameciidae
Source: the annotation of a GenBank genome assembly
AAUGUCAGAUAGUGAUGAAAAUGAAUAAUAAAGAAAGAUUGUACUUCCUUAAAUAAUUAUGAAUGUCUGUGAUACUUAGUAUUAAGUUGUUCGUUAUGUUGGAUAAGAAAUACUUAAAUGGAAAUUAAUUGCAGAACCAGAAUCAUGGGAUUGGGAUGUAUAUUGGACUGAUUCUGGUGUUCAUGCAGAAAUGUUGAGUAAAAUGAAAUGUACAAUUAAAAUUAAAAUUCUCUUAGAACAUUAAAAAGUUAAUCAUUUUCCAGGAAUGUACAUAUUAGCUAGAAAAAAUAAUCUAGGUAAAUAAUUAACUAAAAUGCGUCGAAGGUUUCCAAAGGAAUUUAAAUUCUUUCCUUUUACUUGGAUGUUACCUUCAGAUGCUUAAGAUUUAAAAGAAUAUAUGAAAGGAAAAGGUAGAGAUGAAAUUUUAAUUGUGAAACCUGAAGCAUCUUGUUAAGGUAGAGGUAAAAAUACAUAUUUUAAAGUUAAGGUAUUUUUUUAACUAAAUCUCUUGAUUUUAUCAGUCCAACAGAGAGAUAUGUAGUUUAAAAAUAUUUGGGUGAUCCCUUUUUAAUUGACGGUUUAAAAUUUGAUUUUAGAAUAUAUGUACUUGUUGCUGGAUGUGAUCCAUUAAGAAUAUUCAUAUACACUGAAGGAUUGGCAAGAUUUGCAACUGAAAAAUAUAUUACUCCACAUCCAACUAAUUUUGAUGAUCUUUGUAUGCAUUUGACAAAUUAUGCUAUUAAUAAAAAUAAUGAAAACUUUGUAUUUAAUGAAGAUGUUUAAAGAAUGGAUAUUGGACAUAAGAGAAGUAUGUCAAGUGUAUUUGAAAAAUUAAAAUAGGAAGGUAGAGAUAUAGAUUAAUUAUGGAUGGAUAUCAAAUAAAUCAUAAUUAAAACUCUUUGUUCUGCUUAACCAUUUCUUAAACAUCAAUAUACUACUAGUCAACCUAAUAAUUUAAUGAAUAAUAUGUGUUUUGAAAUCUUAGGAUUUGAUAUAAUUCUAGAUAAUUCUUUCACGUAACUAAAUUAUUUUCUAUUUUUAGACCAAUCUUAUUAGAAAUUAAUCAUAGUCCUUCAUUUACUACUGAUUCUCCAUUAGAUUAAUACAUCAAAGCAAAUUUGAUUGAAGAUGCAUUAGUGUUGAUGAAUGUAAAUAGGGAAGAGAAGUAUAGAUUAAUGUAUGCUUAAAUUACUUAUUAAGAUAGGAGAAACACCAAGAAAUGCAAAAACGUAUUUUAACAGGAAGAAAUAUUAGAAUGACAUAAGAGGAUAGAAAGGCUAUUAUUGAAUAAUAUUAAAUGAUUAGAGAUGCUUAUGAAGAUGAACAUCUUGGAGGAUUUGAAAAGAUUUAUCCAUGUGAUGAAGAGUAUGAAACAGAUUAUUAUACUUAAUUUUUGACAUAUGCUAGUGAUAUUUUUGAAGAAUCAACAGGUUAUUUGUUGAAUAUCUAUAUAGGUACAAAAAAAGUUUAAUUGCCUCCUAAUAGAAAAAUUACAGGAAGUCCAUAAAAAUCAAUAAAACAUGAUGCUGCUAAAAUUUAUGCUUAACCUUUAAGAGUAGUUGUUUAAUCAUAAUAACUUUAAUCAAGAAAAACUAAAUAACAUACUUUAUUAUACAAAUCUAUGAUAUAAUAAUAGAUCUAAUAAGAAUAACGAAAAAUAUAGAUAAUUAUGAAAUAAAGGGAGUAAGUUCAAUAAAAAUAAAAAUAUAUUUAAUGA